Molecule: messenger RNA, 1359 nt
Organism: Cotesia glomerata
Lineage: Eukaryota; Metazoa; Arthropoda; Insecta; Hymenoptera; Braconidae
Product: protein 60A-like
Exons: 1
Coding region: 1-1359 (452 amino acids)
Biological process (GO): BMP signaling pathway; SMAD protein signal transduction
Cellular component (GO): extracellular region
Molecular function (GO): growth factor activity; cytokine activity
Source: RefSeq, a predicted model, not a curated record
AUGUCGAUACUUCGAAUCAAUAACAACACUUACUAUCUUAAGUUAAUUGUUUGUGUCUGCACAUUCAUUCUUUUCGAUUUAACGAAUAAUUACAAUGUGGUGUCUAUCUCAGAGAUAAGAAAUAGGGACAUUGGAGUUGACGACUCCAACUCGAAUAAAAAUGAAGUAUAUGAUAAUUCAACCGAAUCAUUAUCACACCUUUUGAAAAAAGAGAUAAAGAGUCUUUUUCAAGACCUCUUAACUGGGAUACCAAUUGCGCAUAAUCAAGUUCGUAAGUACUCCAGUAGAUUUGAUGGUCAUGAACUACUUCAUCAUGAACCACUUCAGCACACAUCGGCAAUUCAUUUUUUGAAGUGCUUACAAAGGAAAAACGAAAGAAACGAUGAUCUGGACGACCCAAUUUUGAGCAAAGACGAUGAGUAUGCUUACAACAAUACAGACAUGAUAAUCAGUGUGUUAGGCGAUGAAGCUGGCAUUCCAGAUGACAUCAUCGAGCACAAUGACAAGGAAGGUGGUGAAAAUAUGUAUUUCAAUGUCUCUAAAGUGCGUAAAGAUAGAGUAGCACAAUUUGGUAGCUUAAGACUCUUCAAAGAUAAUGAUUAUCCUCUUUUUUGGGAUAAUUCAAUGUCUGUUUCAAUUGAACUCUAUGAAAUAAAGAAAAUAAAAUUCAACACAAGUUUAGACUUCAUAACCAAGACAAAUGUCAAGAGAGAUUACAAAGGAUGGAUUGUUCUGAAAAUAACGGAGUUGUUCCAAAAGUGGUCGUGGCAUCCUGAGAAAAAUUAUGGAGUUCAUCUCGACGUAGUUGUAGAGCACAACUUUGGUGACAAGAAAUUUUAUAAAUUGAGCGAUAUUGGUGUAAUUGAUAUCGAAGCUACGGAUAAAAAAGAACUUCAGCCGUUUGCAGUUGGAUUUUUCCAGAUGGUGAACACAUUAAAUGAUCAAGAUCCCGAGAAAAAAAAACGCUCCAGAAGAGAUUUGACUCAGAUGAUCCUGGAAAAGAGUUACCGUCCGCCUAAAGUUCGGAAAGAUGUUGAAAGUAAUUUUGAAUGCAAAGUGCGGAAAUUCCAGUUUUUCUUCGCCGAUUUCGGAUGGGAUGAUUUUAUAAUAGCACCUUCGUUCUUUGAUCUGUCAUAUUGUCAUGGUAGUUGUUCGAUAUCUCGGAUUAACAACAGUCAUCUUCCUAUGCAUAGUUAUUUGCAAAGAUUAGCUCAUGAUAUGUACCCUAGCAGUAUACCGAUACCGUGUUGUGCUCCUAUUAAGUUUGACUCUCUCAAUCUUAUGUACUAUGGUCAUAACAAUAAUAUUCUAUUAGAGAAAUUAAAACAAAUAAGUACAACUCAAUGCGAGUGUCUUUAA